This is a messenger RNA of Diabrotica virgifera virgifera (western corn rootworm), 667 nucleotides long. RefSeq lists its product as uncharacterized. Lineage: Eukaryota; Metazoa; Arthropoda; Insecta; Coleoptera; Chrysomelidae. The record is from RefSeq and is a predicted model, not a curated record. Bases 84 to 563 code for a protein of 159 amino acids. The transcript has 2 exons.
AAUCAUUUCAUAUCAUUAAUCAUUGUGUAACUGUCAAUAUUAAGUCAUAUAUAAAAAUAAUAUCUCUUUAAUUCGCUGAAAAAAUGGAGUCUGGUACGGAAGUCAUACCAUCACAGAUGGAAUUCGAUAUUGAAUUGGACAAAAUAUAUGUUGAAGAAGAGGUUGAUAAUCUUAUAUAUUCAGUUAGAGAAGAACUUAUAGAUAAAGUAAUGGCCGAAGUCGAUAAAAUAGAUAAUAAGGAUCGAACGGUAUCGUUUAUUGUGGAUACAGCCUGUGAGGCACUUUGGAGGUUAUUAAAUCUAGAAUUUAUUCAUCAUGCUAUUAUACCAGACAUUGACAGUCCAGAAUGGAGUGGAGAUGCACCACCUGAACCCUCUCCCAAAGACUUUCUGGCUACUAAAACAAUCCCGAUAAGAAUUAAAGAUGCCGAAAAAGAAGAUGAGAAGGAAUCUGUUAAGGAAGCAGUUUGUGAGUGCGAGUUUGACAAGAGCAGCUUGUUUUGCGAAUGCUUAUUAACUGUAGAUGAACGAGAUCUGGUUAAGUAUCUAGAAUGUGAAACAUAGUUAUUUUUUAGAUAUCUUAUUAGAUUUUUUAAAUUCGUUUUAUUAGCCAUAUACUUUUACAAGUCAGCUCACCAUCAGUAUUUAUUAAAUAAUAUAUACUAGUU